Penicillium egyptiacum is the source of this 696-nucleotide messenger RNA. NCBI's taxonomy places the organism in Eukaryota, Fungi, Ascomycota, Eurotiomycetes, Eurotiales, Aspergillaceae. The record is from the annotation of a GenBank genome assembly.
AUGGAAGGUCAGGACGUGGUGAUAAGCAUGGUUGGCGGCAUCGUGGCAGGCGACCAGCAGGUGUUCAUUGAUGCUGCCAUAGCCGCUGGCGUGAAGAGAUUCUUCCCUAGCGAAUUCGGCCCCUAUUCGCGUGACCCCAAGUUUUCCGCGCUCAACCACGCUGUCUUACCAGCGAAGGCAGCUACAGUUGACUACCUCCGAUCGAAAGAGUCUGAGAUUUCUUGGUCAAGUCUUGUUACUGGCGCAUUCUUCGACUGGGCCAUGAAAGUGGGCUUUUUCGGUUUUGACCUCUCUUGCAAAACCGUGACUCUCAUCGAUGGCGGCACUUCAGUUUUCACCGCCACCAACCUUUCAACAAUCGGCAAAGCUCUUAUUGCAAUGCUUGACCAUGCCGAUGAGACGGAGAACCAAUACGUCUUUGUGUCAUCUUUCAAUGUCAGCCAGAAAGAUAUUUUAGAUGUAGUCGAGAAAGUUGACGGCCAGAAAUGGACGGUAAAGAACAUUGUGUCCGAGGAGGUCAUUGCCGAAGGCAGGAGAAGGCUUGCAGCGGGCGAUUUUGCGGGGAUAAUAGACUUGACUAGGGGUGGGGCAUUUGGCAAGGAGGCGUUGGGUGAUUCAAGACCAUAUGGGCUGUGGGGUGAUAAGUUGGAGCUGCCAAAGGAAGAUAUAGAGCAGGCUGUCAAGGAUGUACUCUAA